ACGAGGACUGCAGCCGGGCGCAGCCCUGCGACCACACCAAGGGGCUGGAGUGCAACUUCGGCGCCAGCCCCGCCGCGCUGAAGGGCAUCUGCAGAGCGCAGUCCGAAGGGAGACCGUGCGAAUACAACUCCAAAAUCUACCAGAACGGCGAAAGCUUCCAGCCGAACUGCAAGCACCAGUGUACGUGCAUCGAUGGAGCCGUGGGCUGCAUCCCGCUCUGCCCGCAGGAGCUCUCUCUGCCGAACCUGGGCUGCCCCAGCCCCAGGCUGGUCAAAGUGCCCGGGCAGUGCUGCGAAGAGUGGGUCUGCGACGAGAGCAAGGACGCGCUGGAUGAGCUGGAAGGCUUCUUCAGCAAAGAGUUUGGUCUGGAUGAUUCCGAAGGGGAACUAACCAGGAACAAUGAGCUAAUUGCCAUUGUGAAGGGAGGCCUGAAGAUGCUGCCUGUUUUUGGAUCUGAGCCUCAAAGCCGAGCUUUUGAGAAUCCCAAAUGCAUUGUGCAAACAACCUCCUGGUCCCAGUGCUCAAAGACCUGUGGAACUGGCAUCUCCACUAGGGUUACCAAUGACAAUCCUGAUUGCAAGCUCAUCAAAGAGACCAGGAUAUGUGAAGUGAGGCCAUGUGGUCAGCCUAGUUAUGCAUCCCUAAAGAAGGGAAAAAAAUGUACCAAGACUAAGAAGUCCCCGUCCCCAGUGAAGUUUACUUACGCCGGGUGUUCCAGCGUGAAGAAGUACCGCCCCAAGUACUGCGGCUCCUGUGUGGACGGCAGGUGCUGCACGCCCCAGCAGACCAGGACUGUCAAGGUCAGGUUCCGCUGCGAUGACGGGGAAACCUUCUCCAAGAGCGUCAUGAUGAUCCAGUCCUGCCGGUGCAGCUACAACUGUCCGCACGCCAGCGAAGCUUACCCCUACUACAGACUGGUCAAUGACAUUCACAAAUUCAGGGACUAAGCUGUGUUGGGGGUGGGAUGCUAAAGAGAACUCUGAAGUAACCAGCCAUGGAAGAAAGGACCUUUGGUGGAGAUGGUGCCUUGCCCAUUUGAGGGCAACGUUGAGAUGUUACAUGAGUGCACUGUGCAACUGGACACUAAUGCAACAGAUUUAAGCAUACUUAAAGCUUCAUAGUACUGGAGCAACCUUACUGCUUCUUUUUGGAGCACUUUAUCUAAUUAUAUACUGUUUUCUGUUUGUAAGUGAUCAGAUAAAUGUUUUGUUCUGGUUAUGAAAACUUUUCUAUCCUGUUCAAUUUAACACUAUGCUUCUCCCCCUCCCUCCAUCUUCUCCCACCCUUUCCCAACCAAGUUGGAAGCUACAUUCCUUCCUGAGGUGGGCACUUGUGGGGUGUUCACAGUGGCAGCUAUUAUGUACCAACUGUAGUGUAAUGGCAAACAGAAAUCAGUUGUUUUAAAGCUGAAUAUUUUAUUUAUCAAACUGUAGCUUUUUUGUUUUUAUUUGAAUUUUUUUUUUUUUUACCCCUUCCAGCCCCUGUAAUACUGGAAUAAGUUGUAAAUGAUUUUAAUUUUAUAUUCAAUGAAUUAAAAGAAUUUAUUUAUGGAAUUAAUCAUUUAAUAAAGAAAUAUUU
This is a messenger RNA of Merops nubicus (carmine bee-eater), 1578 nucleotides long. It is a transcript of the gene CCN1, whose product is annotated as cysteine-rich, angiogenic inducer, 61. NCBI's taxonomy places the organism in Eukaryota, Metazoa, Chordata, Aves, Coraciiformes, Meropidae. The transcript is spliced from 4 exons. Bases 435 to 947 code for a protein of 170 amino acids. Gene Ontology annotation, biological process: signal transduction. The record is from RefSeq and is a predicted model, not a curated record.